AUGUCGCUACCGUCUCCACCGUCAGAUGCGCGGUAUGCGGUCUCUACAGUCACCCUGGAGAUCGCGCUCGACCAGCCCAUCAAGCAAGACUCACCCACGCCGUACACCUACCAGGAAGGUGGGGUCACCAAACCGCUCCUCACCACCGACACUGUGCUACUGACGAUCUACUACCCAACUUCUCGGACGGAUGCGACGUCCGACGGUAGGGCGCUCGACUGGCUGGAAGCACCCAAAUUGCGAUCCAUCGGUGGACUGCUCAAGUACGCGGGUGUACCCAAAUAUCUUGCCCUUCCGAUUGUGUUGCCGGCGUACAGCGUCGUCUCGCAGAGGCUACCUGUGGCGGUCGAUGCGGAUCUCAUCUCGGACACACCUUCGGAUGACUUCCCCGUGGCCGUAUUCAGUCAUGGUAUGGGUGGGACGAGAACGACCUACUCGGCGUACCUCACUUCGCUCGCUGGUUCAGGAAUUAUCGUCGCGGCUGUAGAGCACAGGGAUGGAUCGGCUGCAUCGACGACCAUCCAUCAUUCCAGCGACAAAGAAAGUCGAGGAUCAAGCGGAUGGUUUCGGUGGCUUUCGGGUGGAUCAAAUGGGGUGGAGAACAAGAUCUAUGUGCGACCAGCUGAGGUGGACGGCAAGCCAGAGCCGAUGGACGUACGGCGUGCCCAAGUCGAGUUCCGUCGUCGCGAAGUCACGGCCGCUCUGAACGUGCUCAAAGAGAUCAAUUCUGGCAAAGCGGUUGUGGAAUCGUGUACGCGAUCGCAGCGAGACGAAGCCAAGAGACGCGAGCGUCGCUCCCAGGUGCUGAGCCACUUCACCGGGAAGCUCAAGAUGCAAGAUCCCUGGAUGAUCGGACACAGCUUCGGAGGCUCGACUGCGAUCCAAGCGCUCCGACACACCGAUUGCCCCUUCGGACAGGCGCUUGUGCUCGACCCAUGGGUCGAACCCGUUCCCAUCACCGGCAUUGACGUCAUCCCAGUGAGCAAACCGCUCUACACGAUCAACAGCGAAGACUUCACGCAGUGGAAGUCACACAUGGACGACGUGACCACGAUCGCGCGCGAAUCGAAGUCGAGCACCGGUGGCAAAGGUUGGCUGCUUACGCUCGGCGCCGAGGGCACUGAAAAAUCUGAUGGCUCGGCUGCAGCCGCAUCGACCCGUCUCGCGCCACCGUCGAGGCUCGUCGUGGUGCACGACAUGUUCGGCACGCUCUUUGGUCUCUCUGCGUGCAUCGAUGCGCUGGUCUCGCUCUUCCCCGAUCAACUGCAGGAAGCGGAAGGCGUUCCCAAGAUCGUUCCAGAGCUGGUGGUGAUGGACUGGUUCCACGGCACCCAGCGCGACUUUACCUAUUCGAGCGUUUGCGGACAGUACAAGCCGAUCGGCGAGGUCUUCAAGGGAACGUUGCCACGUGUGCUUUUCCAAGCCGGUAUUCUGCCCAAGAAGUCAGCCAAGGGCAAAUCUCUCACCCAAGCGGGGUCGUUCCAAGAUGGAGGACCGGCGGAAGAGGCGCUCGAAAAUCCGUUCGAUGCGGUGGUGGUAGAAACCAUGAUGGGCGCGCUCAAGAAGCUGCAACCGAGACCAGGAAUGGUGGACGCCCUCACCCGUGUCUAUCGUGACCGCGAUGGCAAAGGUCGUCUGCCGCCCGGUGUCAACAAGGUCGACGUGUGGGCGGCUACCAACGGAUCGCUGGAGUUGGGUCGAUCUUCUUUCCUUCGAACCUUGGGAGAGAGCGAUGGCGCGGACAUCGACACCAAAGCUGCUCGCUCCGGUCGCUCAGACAAAGACAAUGCCAUCGGGGCGGGUAUCGGUCUCUUCAGCUGUGACGAGAUCGGUGCUGCAAAGCCGGAUCCCAAGGUGUACGCCGAGGUGCUGCGCCGCAUCCAGGCGGAGCCUAUCGACGCAAAUGCGGCCAAGAAGGAGUAUCAGGGAAUUUGGUUCGUCGCCUCGCACACGUGGGACACGUUUGCAGCUAAACAGGCUGGCUUCCGUACAGCGUGGGUGACGUACGAAGAAUUCUACUCCUGCCCUUCCGUCUACGGCACGCCCGACGUGGUAGGGAGAAACCUGGAAGAAGUCUCUGAAAAGAUCCUCGCCUUCGAGCGUGAUCUCGCCGCCGCGAACAAACGAGACGAAGCACCGAUAAAGCCAUGGACGUACCACAAGGAUCAGCAGGAACAGACGAACCAGGCUAGUCAGCAUACGUCGUUCUCGGACUUCCCCUUCUUGCUGCCCAACAUGGCCAAGUUCGUGGGAAGCGUAUCGUCCAAGUCGCUGCUCGAAGUGAACAGCGACAUCACGAAGCGCAUGAUCCUGCAAGGUAAGAGGGAGGAAUCGGACGGAGUGUUUUCCGGACUCAAGGGCGACAAGGAUGGACAAGAAUGGAGGAUUUGGAAGGAAGGCCAAGCUCGGCCAAACGAUCUCGAGGCGGCGGCGGUUGGGAGCGAUGGCAGCCGCUUGGGCAGACUGGUUGUACAUGCACUGUAG
Pseudozyma hubeiensis SY62 is the source of this 2484-nucleotide messenger RNA. RefSeq names its product haloacid dehalogenase. The transcript has a single exon. Gene Ontology annotation, molecular function: 1-alkyl-2-acetylglycerophosphocholine esterase activity. The coding region runs from base 1 to 2484 and encodes 827 amino acids. The record is from RefSeq and is a predicted model, not a curated record. NCBI's taxonomy places the organism in Eukaryota, Fungi, Basidiomycota, Ustilaginomycetes, Ustilaginales, Ustilaginaceae.